Phycomyces blakesleeanus NRRL 1555(-) is the source of this 627-nucleotide messenger RNA. RefSeq lists its product as hypothetical. The transcript is spliced from 6 exons. NCBI's taxonomy places the organism in Eukaryota, Fungi, Mucoromycota, Mucoromycetes, Mucorales, Phycomycetaceae. The coding region runs from base 1 to 627 and encodes 208 amino acids. The record is from RefSeq and is a predicted model, not a curated record.
AUGAGUGCAUUAUUACGGGAGAGAAAUAAGUUGACAUCAAUUACUUUUCUCCAAGUCACACCAAGUUCAGCCAAUCAAAUGAGCAACUUGCAAAAUAAGAAAGCAAAAAGAGAGCGAUUCAUACCAAGAUAUCUUGGCAAGCUGUUUUAUACAUUUGCCGUCAACGUAAAUGCCAGGGAAUACCCUCUUCCGUAUCGUCGAGUUGGGGUGCCCCGAAGUAAACAUAAGAUAGUAUCUAGCAGCUAUGUAUAUUUGCCAGGGAAUACCCUCUUCCGUAUCGUCGAGUUGGGGUGCCCCAAUGCUUAUGUAUUGUUAAUAUUUGGACCAUUUUUAGCAGUAUCUUUAAAGCAAUCUUUAAAUGAAGUUUCUUUUUGCAAUCUUAUACAACUUUUUGGCUGUCCUUCGGCCAAGCACUUGAUGCAAUUCAUUCUUCCAGCUAGGUUUGCCCUGAAUUUCGUUACAAAUGACAAUUCUUCUUUCCUUUUUUCACUUGUGAAUAAUAAUGGUUCCAGGAUAUAUAAAAAGAUAGAGUUAUGGAGGUAUAUCGUCUGGUUAAAGGUCUUGGAGUUGCUUAAACAAACUUUUGUCUGUGGAGCAAAUGGGAUUAACAUGGUCAGCCAAGCUUGA